CCCAUGAGAAUCCCAUCGCAAAUUACCAUGGACAUCAUCUGAAUUGACUUGAUAUCAUUCUGCUGCCUGCAUCAAUCAUACUCGCAUACCCCAGUUCUACAACAAUCAAAUCAACCCAAAGGUCCCAAACCACACAAAAUGCCUUCCUACGUCAUCACCGGAGCCUCGAGGGGCAUUGGCUGGGCACUCCUGGAGAACGUUUCCCGGUCCCAGGACAACAAGGUCGUCGGCCUCGUCCGCGACAAGGCCACGGUCGACAAGCGCGUGGCCCAAGAGCUCAAGGACCGCAGCAACAUCACCAUAAUCCAGGCGGACCUGAUCGACUACGACGCGCUGGAGCGGGCCGCCAAGCAGACGGCGGAGCUGACGGGCGGGGGCCUCGACUACCUCAUUGCCAACGGCGCCCUGAUGACCUUUACCGACGCCUACGACGUCGAGAACUUCGUCAAGUACAACGGCGCCGAGGGCGCGGCCAAGUACCUCCGCGACUCGCUCGAGACAAACGUCGUGGGCAACUUCAACCUCUACUCGCUCUUCACGCCGCUGGUCCUCAAGGGCGACACCAAGAGGGUCCUGUCCGUCUCGUCCGGCCACGCCGACCUGUCCCUCGUGAGCCAGUACCACCUCGAGGCCUGCGUCGCCUACGCCGCCAGCAAGGCCGCCCACAACAUGAUCACCGGCAAGUUCCACGCCCGCUACGCCAGGGACGGCGUGCUCUUCAUCAGCGUCUGCCCCGGGACCGUGGACACUCUUGACUUUUCCAACUUAAACGAAGGACAGCAGGCCGCCAUGGGACACAUGCAGGCCAUCUUCAAAGAGUUCCAGCCCGAGUGGAACGGCCCCAAGCCCGCGUCCGAGUCGGCCGUCGAGCUGCUGCGGAUCCUCGGCGAGUCCACCAUCGAGGCCAAGGGUGGUCAGUACUUUUCGCACACCGGCACCGACAAGUGGUUGUGAAGCGAGUCUUUUGAUACGGAUCAAAACAUGCAUUCCGGGAACGUUGAGCAGCCAGCGGUUGUCCGAUGUUGUAAUUGUUUGCGUGCGUCUCUGGUUGGGCUUGGGUUGAUCACAAAAGUAGCCACAGCCACUCUCGAUCUCCAUAAUACAAGUGAAUUAAUGUACGAGCCAUUACCGGCAGGCGACCGUAAUCUUGCUCUUAUUUUUGAAGAUGGCAUUAAAAUAAAGUC
Molecule: messenger RNA, 1184 nt
Organism: Pyricularia oryzae 70-15
Lineage: Eukaryota; Fungi; Ascomycota; Sordariomycetes; Magnaporthales; Pyriculariaceae
Exons: 4
Coding region: 139-954 (271 amino acids)
Molecular function (GO): oxidoreductase activity, acting on the CH-OH group of donors, NAD or NADP as acceptor
Source: RefSeq, a predicted model, not a curated record